AUGGAGAGGGACUCCGAACCGUCGCAAGCGCAACCAACUCCUGAAGAGCCCGUCCAGUCGAUUGAGAGCGAUUGCAAGGAAAACGGCGUCGCCAGCGCCAUCGCGGAUGAACAAUGGAAACACAUGAUGGAUGUUGUCUUGGCCAUCUAUGAGGUUCGAGAAGCAGAUGGUCAUGACCCUUCGAGACUCUUCCACCGCAGCGUCAACAAACGCAAUGUUCCCGAUUAUUACGAUAUUAUCAAAGAGCCUAUGGCUCUUAGCAUCCUGAAGGCAAAGAUAAACAAGCGGGAGUACAAGAGCGUCUCUGAGUUCGUGCGAGAUUGCGCCCUGAUCCCCCAUAAUGCACAAACCUACAACCGGCCUGACUCCCAGGCAUACGAGGAUUCGCUCGUGAUCAAAGAUGCCUUCGUUGAUGAAUUGCAGAAGCUAGUCAAAGCAGGUGUCAUCACUGCGGAAGAGGCUGAACUGCCGGACUUGGGUGAAAUUCCGGAGCCGGAUCCUUUGCCAGAGGACGACGACGACGACGACGACGACGAAGAUGAAGAUGAUGACGAUGAUGACUCGGAUGACGAAGGCCGCAAAAGAAAGAAGAGGGGUCCUCGCCCCGGGUCCAAACGAGACGGCAUUAAAGAUGACGGGAGUAAAUCUGCGGAUCCCGAGCAAAGGAAAAGGCGAGGCCGUCCUCCACGUGUCGAUACACCGAUGGAAGCCAGAAUCAAGGCGGUCUUGAAGGGGAUCCGGAAAUCAAAAGGGCCUGGGAACCAACUAAAAGUUCGACAUUUUGAGCGCCUUCCCGACAAGGGCGUAUACCCGGACUACUACAUCGAAAUAAAAGAACCUGUUGCGAUCGAUAUCAUCAAGCGGAAGUCGAAGCGGAAGAAGUAUAACUCAGUGGACCAUUUCAUGAAGGAUAUGGACCUAAUGUUCAACAACGCGAAAGCCUACAAUCAAUCCGAGAGUCAGAUCUACAAGGAUGCGGUAGACCUUCAAGUGGAAGCAAGAAGGCUUGCAGAUCUUGAGAAGAAGAAACCCGACAGCGAAUAUCUAAUGGAAGACGGUCGCCUACCACUUCCCGACGGCAUUCUUUACAAGGGGGAACUGUGGAAGGUUGGCGAUUGGGUGCAUAUUCAGAACCCUAAUGAUGUAACCAAGCCAAUUGUGGCGCAAAUCUACCGGACCUGGCAGGACUCUGAGGGCGAGAAAUGGAUUAAUGCCUGCUGGUACUAUCGCCCGGAGCAAACGGUUCACCAUUAUGAAAAGCACUUCUACCCCAAUGAGGUUGUCAAGACGGGCCAAUACCGAGAUCAUCGAAUCGAUGAGAUUGUUGACCGUUGCUUCGUGAUGUUUUUCACACGGUACAAUCGCGGAAGGCCCAGAGACUUUCCUCUCGAUAAAGAAAUCUAUGUGUGUGAGGCUCGGUACAAUGAGGAAAAACACAAACUUAACAAAAUAAAAACAUGGGCCAGUUGCCUCCCCGAUGAAGUCCGUGAGAAGGACUACGAGAUGGAUUUGUAUGACGUUCCUCGCAGGAUCAAGAAAAUCCCCAGUCCGAUCAAACACCUCCUCAAAAGUGAUGCGAAAGAGACAGAUGACCUACCAAAGCCAACAUGGGGGGCAGAAAAUGCACCCCCAGUAGUAGGUGCAGUUCACUGUCGUCCUCGAGAUGAAAACGAAUCUCCACCUCCAGAGCCAACUCCUUCACCACCUCCCGCAAAUAUUCCUUCAUCGGCUCUACCGCCAGUUCCUAGACAAGCAUCGAUGAGCCAGGCGCCCACACAGCCCGUUAUGAACAGUCCUGCCGCACUUAUAGCCGCGGCGAGUCCCGUUGCGGUGCGUUCGCCCGCUGCACAUAUCGGAACUGUUCAACGUUCUCCAGUCCCAGUUCCUCCCAUUUCUUAUCAUCAAUCUCAGGUCCCCUACCAGCCAGCCCUACAGCAAAGACGCUCAAGCGGACUUGUGGCUCAGAGUCCAAUGCCAGGGGCUUAUCAAGGACCGACUACUCCUCUACCAUAUGCUGUCUCUCAGGGUCCACAAUACACGCCAUAUCAAAUGAGCCGUGCGCCAGGAGCUCCUACUGUGUACAAUCCUAACGCUCCCCGGCCAAUUGAAGUGUUCCAUCUAAGCGACACCGCCAAUGCGGCCAUCCCAGCGGAUAUCCGUGACCAAUUCCACUGCGAUGACCACGGGCAUGUGCUUUUCUUCUCUUGCGCGCCUUUGGAUAUGGGGUCAAUGGCUCAGCAAAAACUAGGCCACUCGCUAAAGUACCUUGCCGCGAAGGAGGAGCGCCGGAAACUUGUUGAGGCCAAGAAACGCAAGGAAAGAUCUGAGAAAGAGGAACGAGAGCGAGGUAUCAAACGGCGGCGCGCCGAUGAGCAAACAGCUCUCGUGGCGCAAACAGAAGUCGCGGCCGUAAAAGCUGUUGACUUCAUGACAAAGGAUAUCAUCAACGGCACGAACCAGAUCUACAAGGCUUUGUAUCAGGGCCGGGCCGAGGCGGCUCGACAAGCGGACAUCAAGGCUCGUGAGCAACGAAUCCUAGCAGAUCGUGCCAUUCGAGCAAAGGUAGCGCAUAUCCAAGGGGGCUCAACCAGGGCAACAUUCGUUAGUCUCAAAGGCAGUGGGAUAUACCUAGAUGAGACUGACCCCGCCGCCUAA
Molecule: messenger RNA, 2655 nt
Organism: Aspergillus mulundensis
Lineage: Eukaryota; Fungi; Ascomycota; Eurotiomycetes; Eurotiales; Aspergillaceae
Product: putative RSC complex subunit (RSC1)
Exons: 4
Coding region: 1-2655 (884 amino acids)
Biological process (GO): chromatin remodeling
Cellular component (GO): RSC-type complex
Molecular function (GO): protein binding; chromatin binding
Source: RefSeq, a predicted model, not a curated record